AUGUUCGACUGUAAAUUCCCAAUUUUCGGAUUGUGAUAAUCAGAUAGGUUUCCUUGAAAAAAAGUAUAAAUAGGGAUUUUGACAGAGCGCAAACGACGUUUAUAAAACAAUCUGUCCCGAAGAACCUUGAUUUGUAUUUUUUCCUUUGUUGUUUUGACUUCAUCUAAUUUAAUUCAUUGUUCUCCUAAAUCCUCCAUUAGGACCUGAAUUGUAUUUCCAUCUUAUCCUUUGUUUUCCUUUUCUUUCGUAAUUUGCAUUUUUUUUGUUUUUGAUCUAUCUACAAACAUGGAGCCAGUUCGUCUUUACUACAGCUACAACGAUAUUCAUAAAAUGUGUGCUGAACAAGCCAAUAACAUACUACAGGUUUUUCGCCCAGAUGUAAUUAUUGCCAUUGGCGGUGGUGGUUUUAUUCCUGCUCGCAUUCUCCGUACUUUCUUGAAAAAGAAGGGAAGCAAAAACAUUCCUAUUCAGGCCAUUGGUCUUAGCUUGUAUGAGGAACUAACCACCGAUUCUCCUGAAGAAGUCCCUGGUGUCGAGGUCAAGCGUACUCAAUGGUUGGAUUUCAGCACUUUGGGUAUGGUCAGCUUGGUCGGAAAAAAUAUUUUGAUUGUUGACGAGGUCGACGAUACCCGUACUACUCUCCACUACGGUGUCCGUGAGCUUGAGCGCGAUGUUGCGAAACAAGCAAAGUUACUGAACCGUGAACAUGAGAAGACUAGGUUUGGUAUUUUUGUCGUCCACAACAAGGUCAAACCCAAGAAUGCAGAGCUCGAUAAAGAACUUCUCGACAACUACUACUUUGCCGGCUGCAACACCCCCGACUACUGGAUCAUGUAUCCUUGGGAAGCUAUUGACAUUGAUGAGCAUGAUGCUCUUGUGGCUAAACAGAAAGCCAAGAUUUCUGACAAGUCUGCUUAAACCCUUCUUUCAUCCCCUCAUUCUCUUCUCUAUAAUUUCGUCCCGCACCUAUUAUUUUCUCUUAAUAAUUUAGAUUCGUCCUUAUUUUGAGAUGUAUAGGGUAUAUUACGCACUUGAUCUAAUAAAACAUUUGCUAUUCUACUUUUACGCCUUUUCGUUGAUUUUCCAAGUGCUUUUCUUUUUCUUUUUUUUUAUUUUGUCACUUCUCUACAUAUAUAAUUUGGAUAACCCGUUUUUUUGAAAGCUUCAUUCAUAGCAUCUUAAUUUCAAUUUAGAUUGUUAGCCCGAUGACACGCUAUCAGUCAAUCCUUAGCAUAGCAUUAAUAAAAUAUGUGUAUGGUUCAU
Messenger RNA from Schizosaccharomyces cryophilus OY26, 1263 nucleotides. RefSeq names its product xanthine phosphoribosyltransferase. The coding region runs from base 286 to 918 and encodes 210 amino acids. Gene Ontology annotation, biological process: XMP salvage; hypoxanthine metabolic process; GMP salvage. NCBI's taxonomy places the organism in Eukaryota, Fungi, Ascomycota, Schizosaccharomycetes, Schizosaccharomycetales, Schizosaccharomycetaceae. Gene Ontology annotation, molecular function: hypoxanthine phosphoribosyltransferase activity. The transcript has a single exon. The record is from RefSeq and is a predicted model, not a curated record. Gene Ontology annotation, cellular component: cytoplasm.